Petromyzon marinus (sea lamprey) is the source of this 5812-nucleotide messenger RNA. RefSeq names its product dual adapter for phosphotyrosine and 3-phosphotyrosine and 3-phosphoinositide-like. NCBI's taxonomy places the organism in Eukaryota, Metazoa, Chordata, Hyperoartia, Petromyzontiformes, Petromyzontidae. The record is from RefSeq and is a predicted model, not a curated record.
UGCCCAUUGCCCUGCCCUCUAUAGACAGUGCCCUGCCCAUUGCCCUGCCCUCUCUAGACAGUGCCCUGCCCAUUGCCCUGCCCUCUCUAGACAAUGCCCUGCCCUCUCUAGACAAUGCCCUGCCCACUCCCCUGCCCUCUCCGCCAUGAGGGAGGCAGGCUGAGGGCGUGCUGGGCGCAGUUCUGAUCACGUGGACAAAACAAGGAAGCGACUCGAAACCGCGGUGUCAGAGUCGAGUCCACACACGCGCAGAGUACUCACAGAGGGCAGUACUCACAGAGAGCAGUACUCACAAAGAGCAGUACUCACAGAGAGGAUUACUCACAGAGAGGAGUACUCACAGAGAGCAGUACUCACAGAGAGGAUUACUCACAGAGAGGAUUACUCACAGAGAGGAGUACUCACAGAGAGCAGUACUCACAGAGGGCAGUACUCACAGAGAGGAGUACUCACAGAGAGGAGUACUCACAGAGGGCAGUACUCACAGAGGGCAGUACUCACAGAGAGCAGUACUCACAGAGAGGAGUACUCACAGAGAGCAGUACUCACAGAGAGCAGUACUCACAGAGAGGAUUACUCACAGAGGGCAGUACUCACAGAGGGCAGUACUCACAGAGAGCAGUACUCACAGAGAGCAGUACUCACAGAGAGGAGUACUCACAGAGAGCAGUACUCACAGAGAGCAGUACUCACAGAGAGGAGUACUCACAUAGAGCAGUACUCACAGAGGGCAGUUCUCACAGAGGGCAGUACUCACAGAGAGCAGUACUCACAGAGGGCAGUACUCACAGAGGGCAGUACUCACAGAGAGGAGCACUCACAGAGAGGAGCACUCACAGAGAGGAGCACUCACAGAGAGGAGUACUCACAGAGGGCAGUACUCACAGAGUCCACAUUGAGCCGUGGGGCCGUAGGGAGCUCGCUCAGAGAAGGCAGUCAGUCAGUCGGGCGUGGUGGUGGUGGUGGUUCAUGGUUUGAUCCCGGGGCUGUUAGCCCUGGUUCGGCUGGUUCCCGUCAUGGAGGACGAAUCUGGACUCCAGGAGAUCUCCUGGUACCACGGGGAGCUGAGCAGGCACCAAGCGGAAGCUCUGCUCAUGUCCAACGGGGCGCUGGGCAGCUACCUCCUGCGCAAGAGCCGCGAGUCGGGGCAGCUCGCCGUGUCCGUCAAGUGCCAGGACUCCGUGAAGCACUUCCUGGUGAAGUGCAGCGAGGGGAAGAUCAAAUUCGGCUUCAGCGAGUUCCAGUCCCUGCCGGAGCUCCUGGCGCACUUCUCCCAGAAGCCGCUCGUGGGCAGCGAGACCGGGACACUGGUGUUGCUGCACCUGCCGUACCCACGCCAGGUGUCGGAGCCGCAGACGUACGAGUCGGUGCGCAUCCACACGGCGCUGCACGGCGAGCCCGAGGUCCUGGAGCCGCACGCCGAUUCGUUGGCAACGAAGGAAGGCUUCCUUACCAAGCAAGGCUUCAUCAUCAAGAACUGGAAGCUGCGAUGGUUCACGGUGUUCAGGCACGAGAUGAAGUACUACAGGGAGCCCAAGGACGCUGAAGCGAUCAAGACGCUGGAUCUCACGAAGUGCAGCGCAGUGCAGUACGACUACACGCAGGACAGGACCAACGUGUUCUGCCUCGUGUUUCCCGAGAGGACCUACUUCAUGUACGCCGACUCGCCACGGGAGACGGACGAGUGGGUGAGGCUGCUGCGCUGGAAGCUGAGCCACAUCAACCAGGAUGGAUGCAAGACGAGAUUCCUGCUGGCGAGCUAGCGCAGGGUGCGACGGUGCGCAUCGUUCGCGGGGCGUGAGCCACCCGCACGCACGCACACACGCACGCACGCGUACACAUCUAUGCGUCUGUACGUGCGUAGAAACGACAAUACGCGAAAGUGUGCUCCCUGGAUGAUGAGAGCACACUUAAAAAAACGCGAACGUGUGUGCAUAUUCUUUGGGACUUUCGGUAAAGUCACGUAGAUAGGUUCAAAGAAAAUAACAAAAACUACGACGCUUGGGUCGCUACACAAGCACUGCUCCUUGAAUGGCAUCGAUAAUUAAUCUCACUUUGCUUUUGUAUUUACAACCUUUGUGAGUCCACCGUUGGAUAAAGGCUUCGGCGUGCCAUGUCGGUCACGUGUUGAACUUUCGCACACCGCGCAUAGCCACCUGUACGGGUCACGAGGGUUGUUUGACCGUACUUCUGCAUUCCACUCAGUACGGAUUGGUGAACAAGGGCAAGGUGUUAUACUAAAUUAUACUUUUUUUUUACCAGGUAAGGCCCACUGACCUAUAUCGCUCUGUUUCAGAAGCGACCUGGCCACAAACGAUAGCUCAGUGAAGCGGCUUGUCACGUUUGAAAUGCAUUGCCGCCGCAUACUCUAAACGCGUGAUGUUGAUUCUCAAUGUGGAGGGAGAAACCAGAGGACCCGGAGGAAAUGUCACGUGGCCACGGGCAGAGAGAGACGUGCAGACUCCACAGAUACAGCGGCAGGCGUCAGGGUCGGGAUCGAACCCACGACCAAGGAGUGUUCCAGUUAUCACUUCCUGCCGACGGGAAAUUCACUCGGGUCGCUGGGCUCAAGAGUGGAUUGUUGUAGUAAUAAUAACAAUAAUACGGCAAACAUAAUGACGGUAGCGUAAGUCAGCAUUGCAUUGCCAGGGGGUGCCGUUCAUUUGUCCGUGCAUGCCUUGCCCGUGUUUAUAUGUACGUGUGUACGUUGAACUUCUUUCGCACGGUACGUAGCCACCCAUGCUAAUCGAAGGUGCGGGGGAGGGACAACAAACUAAACACAAAAAGCAGUUCCUAAAUAAAAGCGUUUUCAAUCUAGAUUACUUCAAAGUGCAUGGUCGCUCCAGUGGCUUCCUAAUAUUGGAAGGAAGAGCGUUCCAGACGACCAAAGACGCGCGUCUGAAAAUGCGCGAUGGAGUGACCGUCAAAUAUUCUGUCAGUCCGUCUGUGAACACUUUUUAACGACAAAUACAAACUCCUAAACCCGGUCGUUAUUAAGCUCGCCACACGGUGUGACACAGGGGGCUCACCGGUGGUUGUGGCUGUGGAUCGGAUCACCACCGGUGUCCGGGGCUCUUGGCGCGAAUGCGCCAGCCACCGUGUCAACGCUCGACCGCACGGGAGCGUUAUCCGCCGGUAUUCCAAGACGAGCUCUACUCUUGUGCGCGUGAGCUUCUUCCGCGCCGUACGUAGCCGACCACGCCAGCCCCAGGCGGGUGCGCUUGGCCACCAUUCUGACCGCGACCGCGGCUGUCAAAACCACGCCGGGGAAGUCCGUCCGUCGCGGCGAUUUGCAACGGCGCUCGGCUCGUUUACUGCCGGCAGUGGCUCGGAGAGUCCGCGACGCGUCUCCUGCGGAGCGCUCUGCUGCAACUGCUGGCCCACGGGCCCGCAGCUCGAGCACGGUUGGCCACGUGCGGUGCCAAACAAGCUCCGACGCUCGUGCGUUGCCGAUCGCCCUGCCGCACGGCGGUAGAAAGGAAGAGGCGUUCGCUGGGUUUUAAUUUUAAGGUUUGAGGCCUGCGCACAGGGGCACUUUGUAGAGCGGUUGUGUAUUCUUGGUUCUUUCGGUAAAGUCACGCAGAAGGGAAACAGUAAAAUAAUAAAAAUAUAAAACAAUUUGAAUAUGAAUCCCUGCAGUCACGAAAGCUUGAAAUCAAAAGAGCGGUUGUAUGUUCACCACGUACAGUGAAUGCUGCCCGCAACUCGUCCCGCCCAAUGGAAUGACAAGGACGUUGUAAAAUUCGCUUCUGUGUAAUGCUGACCGUUUGUCGAGUUGGAUUUCCUUUGCACAGUUUUCGUAUUAUUACAUCCCUUGACUUCCUGCCCUUUAUUCUGACUUCCUGGACCUUUCGCUUGAAGACGCUUGGCGCAGUUUCAAGCGAAAUCGUCAUCGUAUUUCACCGCUUCUCAUUCUGCUUCUGAGAAUUGUUCCUCACCUUUUACCGGCAACUGAGCCGAAAACAAUAAUAAUAAUAAUUUGUGAGCUCUUUUGACAAUGUUUUAUUUGGUUGGCUGCGUCGGCAGGUGGUGGAGGGUGUUUACGACACAAAUCGUUAAAUUGCCGAACCCAAAACAAUUAUUAUUACGAACUGUUUGGUCUCACUCACAUUAUCUCAUUAACCCCCAAUUCCUGCCUUCCUUUGUUCUACAUCAAACAGAUGACCAGGGCCCACUGAGGUUGCGAGAUUCAAGGGAGACCCGGGUUUACUCGCCAAAUUCAGCAAUGAAGGUUACAUUUCGAGUAUUACAGAGAUCGUCAAAAAAAACACAUUUAAUGUGCGCAUUCACAGCCCGUUUGUGAGGGUUCUCCCCCCCCCCACCCACCUCACACCUGGAGGGGAUGAGACUGAGGAUUGGAAGAUAGAUGAUGUCACACGUCAGAGAUUAUAAUUAGUUGCGAGGGAGAAGAGUGAAGGAUGUGGAGGAUGAGAGGGUGUGGUGAGGGCACCGCUGUCCCAAGCUGACCGCGCUUCGUUUCCGCUACCUUGAAUGAAAAAAAAAGCCCAAUCAUUUAUUUGCUCGAGUGGUUUAGAGCCCUAAUCCAGUGCUGGAAAUUCCACAUUUGUAUGGCGGGGACAAGUUUAGCCUCAUGAAGGCAACGACUAGGAUUUGAACUCUGGGCCUUUGAGCCACUGUGUGGACAUAGAGUGGGGGGUUGGGGGGGUGGGGUAUGGACUAGUGGUCUACUGGACAUCUGUGAAAACGAGCUUUAAAGCUCAUCAUCAAUAAAUGUUCUGAUUCUGAUAAGGCUGAGAGAUGUUGUACACCCAGCGCACGACGACAGUCGACCUCAGAAAGGUGCCGUUCAUUUCAUCUGCCUCGGAACGAUGAUGGGCCGAGUUGGACCCGCGAGCGGGAUUUGACCUCGCGACCUUUGAGACCACGGCCGCUCGCUCUGUCGCUAUGGAGCGGACGGCGCGCGGCGCGGGUGACGUUAAAAAGUGCACGGUUCGAUAUUUAUGCGUUUUAUUUUUAAGAGAUCGCGUUCAGUUUUGCGGUGUGCGUUUGAAUUGCAGUGUUCAGAAUGUGAGAUUUUUAUUAAUAAGCUAUACCCAUUGCGCAUGUUUUUAGUUUUGCCGCCAUGGGAAAAAAAUCUCCCGUGCUACUCCAAUUAAAUAAGCUGUAAGCCCCGGGCGUUCUACACAUUUGAAGAAAGUGAGUCGUGUAGAAUAUAAGAAUGUGAUGCUCAGCUGUAUGUACGUUGAACGUCUCUCGCAGCGUGUGUAGCCGUACCGCACCAGUCGGAGGUGCCGGGGCAAGGAAACACAAACAUUGUAUGCGACGCGGUGAGAAAAUUAGUGCGUGUCGGAGGAGAGGUCACGUGACCCUCGGUGUCCACCAAGGUGCCUCCGGUGAGAGUUGUCCCGCUGAGCCACGGCGUGCCGUGGACGCUUCAUUCCUGCAUAACAACAAAGUACCAUCUUGACGGACUGAAGCUUUUCGUUUGAAAGAUAUUUAUUGGCAAACUGCCUCGGGUGCAGUAUUUAUUUUUUUAAGGCCGCGUUUUGUGUACGGCGACGCCAGUUUUUUGUAUCGCGGUGGCUCUAAGUAAUUGGGUUGCAGUUAAAGUGGAAGGCUCGGAGUCGCGAGUGAUUUUAUGGCGGAAGAAAUCACUUUUGACUUUUUGAUAAGGAAAUAGCUCAACAUCCCAAUGCAGGACCGACCUGCAAAAAGAGUUCUGAGACUCGUUGGGGCUUUCCGGAAUAAAUUGCAUUAUUGUUUCGAUUUAAAGCUUUCGUGACUGCAAUGAUUCAUCUUCUUUGGUUCUUUCGGUAAAGUCACGUAGAAUGAGAAUAAAAUAAUAAAUUGA